UGGGGAAUGAAUCAGGGGAUGUCGGGUAUGUAGGUAUGUCCUAAGCAUCGGCAAUAUGGGGGUGAGCGGAAGAAGCGAGUAGCAUGAACCUGGGGCUGAAUGCCUAUCCGUACUCUGUAGAUUCCUAAGAACGAAAUGUACGUCGAGAGCAAAAUAAUAAUAAUAAUAGAUAAAAUAAAUAACAAACAAAAUAAAAUAACAAAUAAAAAAAGAACAUUAAUCGUGUUAAGCGGAUUCUUCUCAUUCUUGGACCGCGGGGCAUUUUACCAAAAGUCCUUCAUUCCCGCAUCAGUUUUUUAUACCCUGCUGCUUGCUUUUCCUCUUCAUUGGUUAUCCAAAUGCUGCUUCGGGUACGUAGGAUAUCAUGAAGAGCACAAUGCGCCAGCCACUGCGGACUCUCCCUGGAGUACAAACACUGAAGAUGACUGAUUAUUGACCAUAGAAAUGUAGCUCCCACGCAGGAAGGAUUGAUCUUUGGAUCGCGAUCGACGGGAGGCCACGAGGUAAGGGGACGAAAUACUGAUAACACUGAUAGCUGUUACCCCUUGG
This is a messenger RNA of Sodiomyces alkalinus F11, 549 nucleotides long. RefSeq lists its product as hypothetical. The transcript has a single exon. Bases 136 to 429 code for a protein of 97 amino acids. The record is from RefSeq and is a predicted model, not a curated record. Lineage: Eukaryota; Fungi; Ascomycota; Sordariomycetes; Glomerellales; Plectosphaerellaceae.